AUGAAGUUUGUUGUUGACUUGGAGAAGCGGCAUUGCACAUGUAAUGUUUUCGACAUUGACAAGAUCCCCUGCAUCCAUGCCAUCGCUGCUGCUAAGCAUAUCAAGAGAGAUGAAAACCGUUUUGUUGAUGCUUCUCACUUGACAGAAACGUGGGCUAAAGCUUAUGCUGAAAGCAUACAUCCUGGUGGAGAGUUGUCAACGUCCACCUAUCCAGAGAAUAUUGAUGAACUGUCUUGUCCACCUCCAGCUACCAAAAAUAAAAGUGGACGCCCUCCUACAAAGAGAAAGAGAUCCGACAAAGUUUCAAUGGAAGGAAGUUCAAAGAAGAUGAUGAAGCGUCCCAUAGAGGAGGUUUACGGAUGUGAUGCCGCCGAAGGUUUCAAGAAGGGGAAGAAGGAAACUGUGGAACAUUACAGGGCUCUUCUUCGUUUUCCAACGAAUACAGGCUAUCUGAGAAUGAUUGGAAUCUUGCAUCCAGCAAAGCAAAUUCAAUUGCUGUCCAAAUCGAGUUGCUUGAAGAUAUUAUCAAAGCUGAUGGAAAAUUUGAUUUAA
Brassica rapa (field mustard) is the source of this 552-nucleotide messenger RNA. RefSeq lists its product as uncharacterized. The record is from RefSeq and is a predicted model, not a curated record. Gene Ontology annotation, molecular function: zinc ion binding. NCBI's taxonomy places the organism in Eukaryota, Viridiplantae, Streptophyta, Magnoliopsida, Brassicales, Brassicaceae.